Piliocolobus tephrosceles (Ugandan red Colobus) is the source of this 1854-nucleotide messenger RNA. It is a transcript of the gene CLIC2, whose product is annotated as CLIC family member 2. Bases 382 to 1125 code for a protein of 247 amino acids. Gene Ontology annotation, biological process: negative regulation of ryanodine-sensitive calcium-release channel activity; chloride transmembrane transport. The record is from RefSeq and is a predicted model, not a curated record. Gene Ontology annotation, molecular function: chloride channel activity. Lineage: Eukaryota; Metazoa; Chordata; Mammalia; Primates; Cercopithecidae. The transcript is spliced from 6 exons.
AUAUAGAAGCUAGCACUGCAUGUGUGUGUUUGUGUGCAUGUGUUUCUCCUAUGCUGACUCAUGGCAUUGAAGCCUCUCUGGAAACACCCCCACCCUUCUAGCCAGCCAGUUUAUACACAGCCCUUUGGCUCCUCCUUGAUUUAAAUAUUAGGUCAGGAGGAAGAAGGAAAACGAAUUCAAGAGCUGCACUUAAGCAUCUAGAAUUUUCUGCGUCACACCUCUUGAGAGAAGAGACUGGCUCCAGGUCUGACUCAGUCCACUGCAAACUAGACUCUCUUCUUAAAGCACCAACAUUACUUGAGUCUUUGCAUAAAAUUGAGAAAAGAGUCUACAAGUAUUGUGGACUCUACAGGAGGCUGACAACUGGCAGUAAAGACAAAGAUGUCAGGCCUGAGGCCCAGCACUCAAGUGGACCCUGAGAUUGAGCUUUUUGUAAAGGCUGGAAGUGAUGGAGAGAGUAUUGGAAACUGUCCCUUUUGCCAACGCCUUUUCAUGAUCCUCUGGCUUAAAGGAGUUAAAUUUAAUGUGACAACGGUUGACAUGACCAGAAAGCCUGAAGAACUGAAGGACUUAGCCCCAGGUACUAAUCCUCCAUUCCUGGUGUAUAACAAGGAGUUGAAAACAGACUUCAUUAAAAUUGAGGAGUUUCUAGAACAGACCCUGGCUCCUCCAAGGUACCCUCACCUGAGUCCCAAGUACAAGGAGUCUUUUGAUGUGGGCUGUAACCUCUUUGCCAAGUUUUCUGCAUACAUUAAGAAUACGCAAAAGGAGGCAAAUAAGAAUUUUGAAAAAUCUCUGCUCAAAGAAUUCAAGCGUCUGGAUGACUACUUAAACACCCCACUUCUGGAUGAAAUUGAUCCAGACAGUGCUGAGGAACCCACAGUUUCCAGAAGACUAUUCUUGGAUGGGGAUCAGCUAACACUGGCUGAUUGUAGCUUGUUACCCAAGCUGAAUAUUAUUAAAGUUGCUGCCAAGAAAUAUCGUGACUUUGACAUUCCAGCAGAAUUCUCAGGAGUCUGGCGUUAUCUCCACAAUGCCUAUGCCCGUGAAGAAUUUACCCACACGUGUCCUGAAGACAAAGAAAUUGAAAAUACUUAUGCAAAUGUAGCUAAACAGAAGAGUUAGGACAGCUCUUACAGGAGAAAAGGCUGUAUUUGUGAUCAGAUUUUACUUAAUGACAUAUUAGAAAAGCUUUUGCAAAUAAGAAUAUGAAAAAUACUGUUUCUUCUGUCCAACUCUCUUAUGAAAAGGAACUCUGUAUUUUCUGUUACCCAUAAACAAUCUGUCCACUGUAUUUUACAGGUGUUCACACUUUUACUUAAUUUUCUUUAUUUGUAUGGCAAACCACUGCAAUCCUGAAUGACAUGGAAAGCAUCACGAUCUUUUGCCCUUUGCUUGAAUUCCUGGAAUGCAUACAUAUAAGCUAAACAGAUGUCUGCAGUUAUAAAUGUCAUAAGUAGAGGUACAAUCUCACCCUGCUCCUUAGAAACAUUUCCAUAUAAAUUGCUAAAAUAAUUCCACAUUUUUGUUAGUUUAAUAUAUACAUGAGUUUAUUUCUGAUACAAAUAACAAAUUCAGAGAGUGAGCAUAUCAGAGAGGCAGAUUCUAAAAGAAUGAUUUUUAAAAUCAGCUCCAGGAAGAGAUCAAGAUCAAUUGGUCGUAGAACAGCAUUUGACGCCUAGAACUAUGACCAUCUCAUGGCCAGAGAUGAGAAUGUAGCCUUUGUGACCAGAUUAUAUUAUUUUUAAAUGAAGAAGCACUCAUUAAAUAAAACAUAAUUUUAAAAGACCAGAAACGAAGUCAACUGAAUCUUUUAUUCAUAGAAAUGAAAAGGAAAAUAAGAAAUGUGGCUGA